AUGUUUGUCGGUUGCAACGUCGAAGGCCAGCCUCCUCGCCGUAAUCCGUUUCUCGGCUGGCAUCAAUUGACGGCAACUCAGCAGGCGGAGUACACUACUCGCGCUAGAAACCUUAUCUGGGAUAAACUGGAGAAGAACUCGCGGAUGCUGCGGCAUCUUGGCAACACCUUGUACAAGAACGCGCCUGCCAUCGAAAUGGAGGAAAUGGCUCUCGCGAGAUUGCGGCACAUUCGAG
Messenger RNA from Amoebophrya sp. A25, 235 nucleotides. NCBI's taxonomy places the organism in Eukaryota, Dinophyceae, Syndiniales, Amoebophryaceae. The record is from the annotation of a GenBank genome assembly.